AAACCCACGUGCUUCCUUUCCAUGGGUCCCCCCUCCCUCCUCCACCAUCAUGCUACUUUUAGUGGCCUGGAAUGGGAGUAAGUGAUCAAACAGGAAAGACAGUGGGAAACAUGUCUCAAAGGUAGGAGAGUGUUUUCCUUUUGUCCAACUCUGCAGGAGGCUUCCAGAUCCUUAAUCAGCAGGGAUGGAUAGAAGAAGUUGGUCUCUAGGAUUUUGACAGAGCAUGUGAUAUUCAGUAAUGUAUUCAAUAUUGGUUAGAUUGACACUGACCAAUGUGAAGUUUUUGGGAUGGAAGAAACAGCAGGUUCUGUGAAUCCCACUUCAGUGCUCCCUGUCAAAUGUUCAGAAGUAUUCUAUUUAUGCUGUAGAGCCUGAAUGAACUGCCACUUCUCCUCCCCUUAAAACAUUUUCUGUUGAGCAGGAGAGAUAUACAUGCACUCUGCCUGGAGAAAAAAGUCAUGGAUCUUUCAGCUCCGCAGAGGAAAAAAGUGGCCAUUAUUGGAGGAGGUUUGGUGGGUUCUUUAAAUGCUUGCUUCUUUGCAAGAAGGGGCUUUAUAGUGGAAAUGUAUGAAACCAGACCAGAUAUCCGUGGUUCCGAUGCAGCUCGUGGCAGGAGCAUUAAUUUGGCCUUGUCUCACAGGGGACGGCAAGCUCUCAAGGCUGUUGGGCUGGAAAACCAGAUUGUGUCUAAAGGCAUACCUAUGAGAGCAAGGAGAAUCCACACGCUCUCAGGCAAACAAUAUUCAAUUCCAUAUGGGACAAAGAGCCAGUACAUUCUCUCUGUAGAUAGAGCAAAUUUAAACAAAGAUCUGCUAACUGCUGCUGAGAAAUAUCCCAAUACUAAAUUAUACUUUGGACACAAACUGCUUCACUGCAAUGUGGAACUGGGAACACUGACCUUUUCAGGAUCCGACAAGAUGUCAAAAGAAGUCACUUGUGACCUCAUUGUAGGCUGUGAUGGAGCCUUUUCUACAGUUCGGAAGCAGUUCAUGAGACAAGCACGUUUUGACUACAGCCAAGUAUAUAUUCCUCAUGGAUACAUGGAACUGAAAAUACCCCCAAGGGAUGGAGAUUUUGCUAUGGAACCAAAUUAUCUCCACAUCUGGCCCAGGAAUACAUUCAUGAUGAUUGCGCUGCCAAACCUGGAUAAGUCAUUCACAUGCACUCUCUUCAUGCCUUUUGACGAUUUUGAAAAGCUCACAACAGGAGACCAAGUGCUGGAUUUCUUCAAAAUGUACUUUCCGGACACAAUUCCUCUGAUAGGAAAGCAAGAACUGAUGCGAGAUUACUUUUUGUUACCAGCCCAGGCCAUGGUCUCUGUGAAGUGCUCCUCGUUCCACCGUGGCUCUCGCUGUGUGCUGAUGGGAGAUGCGGCCCAUGCGGUUGUGCCCUUCUACGGACAAGGCAUGAACGCUGGAUUUGAAGACUGUCUGGUUUUUGAUGAGUUAAUGAACCAGUUCCAAAAUGAUAUAUGUAUUUGUCUCCCAGAGUUCUCAAAGCUGAGAGUACCUGAUGAUCAUGCAAUUUCAGAUUUAGCUAUGUAUAAUUAUAUAGAGAUGCGGGAGCAUGUCAAUUCAAAGUGGUUCAUUUUCCGAAAGCACAUUGACAACAUUCUUCACGCCCUCUUCCCCUCCACUAUCAUCCCUCUGUACACCAUGGUCACAUUCUCCAGAAUUCGAUACCAUGAAGCUGUGCAAAGAUGGAAAUGGCAGAAUAAGGUAAUUAAUAGAGGCCUCUUUCUCACUGUGGCUGUGACAGCAGUAAGUGGCACCUAUCUGCUCAGAAAUGGUAUUAAGCUACAAAUUGACGCAUGUGCAGAGAACCUGUGGAAAUGGACACUCAGCCUCAGAAAAUUUGGAAAUGUAUCACUGGUUACCCAAUAGUGUUAAAAGCAAGAGAGAGAAAGAGAUGUAUUCAGUGUUUUACUUUCACCUCUGCUUGGAAAGUCAGAACGUCAAAGUAUUCCCAAAGGACUAAUUGUGCUACAUGGUGCUGGAUCCAAGUGUUAGAAUGACAUCCACAUGGAACCCAACAAGACACUUGCCAUAGACUUGAGUGCCCUGCUGUCAUCUUCCUAAAGAAAUGGUAUGUAUCCCUCAAGAGCCUGAGGGCCUGUAAGCUGUUCUUCCAUACUUCCCCAAAUGCCAACAUCAACUUUUACACACAAGAGGACAUGUAUAAAUUAACUGCAUUUUGUGAGUUUUAGAAAAGUUCACUGAACUUGCAAUAGAUCUGUAUCCAAUUUUUAAAAGAGUCAACCAGUUUUCCAGUUUCUUAAGUGAACUAUUGAACCACAAUGUCGACGAGAAACAGAAUUAGCAAUAAACCUGGCAUAUAAAAUUCA
This is a messenger RNA of Podarcis muralis (Common wall lizard), 2344 nucleotides long. NCBI's taxonomy places the organism in Eukaryota, Metazoa, Chordata, Lepidosauria, Squamata, Lacertidae. The record is from RefSeq and is a predicted model, not a curated record.